GUUGGCUGAAGACUUUUGAUGAUUACUUCAGAGAUCAGACACAACAUAUCUUAAAUAACAUGGUUAUAAAACUGCAAGAAGACAGUCGAAGGAAAUUUAUGUGGUCUGAGAUUUCUUACUUUUCAAAAUGGUGGGAUGGAAUAGAUAGCCAAAAAAAGGAUGCCGUUAAAAGAUUAAUAAAAGAUGGACAAUUUGAAAUAGUAACAGGAGGAUGGGUCAUGCCUGAUGAAGCUUCUUCUCAUUAUUUUGCUUUGAUUGACCAACUGAUAGAAGGACAUCAAUGGCUAGAAAAGAACCUUGGAGUAAAACCAAAGUCUGGUUGGGCAGUUGAUCCCUUUGGGCAUUCACCAACAAUGGCCUACCUUCUGAAACGCACAGGAUUUUCCAGUAUGCUUAUACAGAGAGUUCAUUACUCAAUUAAAAAACAUUUUGCAAUGCAGAAGACACUAGAAUUUUUUUGGAGACAGAACUGGGAUUUGGGAUCCAGUACAGAUAUCCUUUGUCAUAUGAUGCCUUUCUAUAGCUAUGAUAUUCCUCAUACUUGUGGUCCAGAUCCAAAAAUCUGCUGCCAGUUUGAUUUCAAACGUCUUCCUGGAGGAAGAGUAAGCUGUCCAUGGAGAGUUCCACCAGAAGCCAUUCAUGCUGGAAAUGUUCAACACAGGGCUUGGAUGAUUUUAGAUCAAUACAGAAAGAAGUCAAAGCUUUUCCGUACUAAAGUUCUGUUGGCUCCAUUAGGGGACGAUUUCCGCUAUGCUGAAAGCUCAGAAUGGGAUCAACAGUACCAGAAUUAUCAACAGUUGUUUGAUUAUAUGAAUUCUCAUCCUGAAUGGCAUGUUAAGGCCCAGUUUGGAACCUUAUCAGAUUACUUUGAAGCCCUGCGCAAAGAAAGCAAUUUGGGUGAAAAAAGCAGCAAUUCAUUUUUCCCUGUUUUAAGUGGAGACUUCUUCACCUAUGCAGACAGAGAUCAUCAUUACUGGAGCGGAUACUUUACGUCACGACCCUUCUAUAAACGACUGGAUAGAGUCCUGGAAUCCUACUUACGGGCAGCUGAAAUCCUCUACUCCUUGGCUUUGGUACAGUCUGGUAAAUCUGAGAAGACGAGUGUAUUUCCUUCAGCGGAUAACUAUAAGUUGCUGACAGAAGCUAGGAGGAACCUUGGACUCUUUCAGCAUCAUGAUGCUAUUACAGGAACAUCUAAAGAUUGGGUAGUUGUGGAUUAUGGCACCAGGCUUUUUCAUUCAAUAAUGAACUUGAAGAAAGUGAUAACUGACUCUGCUCAUAUUCUUAUCUUAAAGGAUAAAGGUGCUUAUAAUUAUGACACAUCAACUCCGUUCCUGAAGAUGGAUGAUGUUCAGUCUUCCCAAGAUUCUUUGCCACACAAGACAGUUAUAAAGCUGACGUCGCAACCAAGGUACCUUUUGAUAUAUAAUCCUACAGAACAAGAGCGAUUUGCAGUGGUUUCAGUCAAUGUGAAUUCACCCAGAGUUAAAUUAUUAUCUCCUUCGGGAAAACCUGUUACUGUCCAGAUUAGUGCUGUUUGGGAUGGAGCAACUACAAUAUCACAUGAAGCAUAUCAGAUCACUUUUAUGGCGCAUCUACUACCUCUGGGGCUUGGAGUUUACCAGCUUUUGGAGGUUCAGAGUUCAGAAGCAGUUUUAACAGACUAUAAUAUAUACAUGAGGAAUAGUAGGCAGGAGAAGCGAGACAGACUUUUCAAGAUAAAAGAGAUGCAGAAUUCUGUGGAUAAUAUAAUCUUAGAAAAUUCUUACAUGAAACUGUGGUUUUCUGGAAUGUCUGGAUUACUGGAGAAAAUAAAUACCAAAGAAGAUGGUAAAAUUCAUCAGAUGAAGGUGGAGUUUGCUUGGUAUGGAACUACAGGUAACCGGGAUAAAAGUGGAGCUUAUCUCUUCUUACCAGAUGGAGACGCCAAGCCUUAUAUUUUUACAGAUCCACCUACCAUAAGAGUUGCUCAUGGAAGAAUUUUCUCAGAAGUUGUAUGUUUUUUCAACCACGUGACACAUACUAUGCGACUUUAUAAAGUCCAGGGUUUGGAAGGCCAGUCUCUGGAAGUUUCCAAUAUUGUGGAUAUUAGAGGAGAAUAUAAUCGUGAGCUUGCAAUGAGAAUUUCAUCUGACAUAAACAGUCAACAUAGAUUCUAUACUGAUCUUAAUGGAUAUCAGAUCCAGCCAAGACUGACGAUGAGCAAAUUGCCGCUCCAAGCAAAUAUCUAUCCUAUGACUACAAUGGCUUAUAUCCAAGAUGCUGGCUUUCGUUUGACACUUCACUCAGCUCAGUCUCUAGGUGUUGCAAGCUUGAAAAAUGGUCAGUUGGAAGUGAUCAUGGAUCGUCGACUUAUGCAGGAUGACAACCGUGGCCUUGGUCAAGGUGUCCAAGAUAACAAGAUUACAGCUAAUAUCUUCCGACUUCUGCUGGAAAGAAGGCAUGGAACAGAUGUGAACGAAGAGAAGGCAUCAGUCAGUUUUCCCUCACUUCUUAGCCAUAUGACUUCUUCUUUCUUAAAUCAUCCUGCAAUUCCAAUGACAACAUAUGCAGAUUCAGGUGUCCCAGAGAUGCUAAAUACUUUUUCUCCACUCAUGUCAUCCAUGCCUUGUGACAUGCAUAUAGUCAAUCUGAGGACAAUCCAAUCAAAGGUAGAUAUUGAGCCAUCUGAUGAAGCUGCUCUGAUUCUUCACAGAAAGGGAUUUGACUGUAGAUUUUCAAACAGAGACAUGGGUCUGCUCUGUUCCACUACUCAGGGAAAGAUAAAGGUGCAUAAACUCUUCAACAAAUUCAGAGUGGAAAGUCUUACACCCACAUCUAUAUCUUUGAUGCAUUCAUCUCUGGAUGCCAGAAAUAUAAGUGAAAUAAAUAUGAGUUCUAUGGAGAUAAAUACAUUUCGGAUUCGGCUAAGAUGA
Messenger RNA from Tauraco erythrolophus (red-crested turaco), 2915 nucleotides. The record is from RefSeq and is a predicted model, not a curated record. Lineage: Eukaryota; Metazoa; Chordata; Aves; Musophagiformes; Musophagidae.